GGGAUUUGGCCCGAGUCUUGCUCAAUCAAUUCCUCGGAGGGCCGCUUUCACCGGGCUCUCGUUGGCGGCUCUGGAACUCUGGAGUGGCUGGCUGGCUGGACUGGCUGGAGUCGCGCGCCCGCCAUUUCCAGAUGUCGCGAGCGCUCAAGGCCGCGGCGCAUCCUUGCCUUCGCGGAAUCGUCGUCCGGACGUGCGGAUCAUGAAUUAAAUCGCGUCUCUCGACCAGUGGCGGAAGGCGCAGUUUCCCCCGAAAGUGAACGCGAGGAGACGCGGACGAAAGAAGGGUUAUGCCGCGGCCGUCCGUCCGUUUUCCAGUCCGACGGGCCGCAGUGGCGUAGUGCGCAAAGUGUCUCGCUUGUUGCACAGUUGCCAAGGCGACUAAACGUGCGUGCGUGCGUGCCUGCGUACGUCUGUGCGUGUGUGCGGCACCGCGUACCUGCGAGUACGCGGUGUAUUAUGAUAAGAGACCGAUCGCCGUCGUUAUCGAGACGCAAUUCUCGUGUCACCUUCACGUCGCCGACGACGACGACGACGCCGCCGCCGUUUCGAUGCCCCGCAGCGACGUAGUCUAAACAGAGUCGCCGCGCAUCAUGGACUACCCGGUGUUGGGCCACUACGACCCCACAGUAGAGGCCACGGACCACGGUGGAGGAGCGGUCGAAGAGGAGCAGCAAGAGCUGCUCUGGGAGAUUCCAGGGGAGGAAUGUAAUUAUGUCGUACCUGGGGAUGAGUAUGUACCUGCGACGGAGCAGUUUGGAGAGGACUUUGCCGGGGCCGAGUUUCACGAAACUAGAACAUUGCUCGCCGAUGGCGGAGAUAGAUUUGGAGUUUCCACUGCCACUUUCGAUACGGUCGAGGAGCUUAUGUGGAUGGGGAAUCAAGGAGGUCACGUAACAUCCUACUAUGGACCCGGUUUACAAAAGUAUACCUCUUUUCAAGUCCAUGCAACGCAGGAGAUACGUCACAUUCAUACCGUAGAUGAGGGUAUCUUAGUGUUGACUCAGAGUCAGUUGAGAUGUCAAUUGCGGAGAGGCAUACCUAUAUUUACCCACACAUCGGUGAAUAUGAACGACAUGCAGUGUAUGUUGCAAAUCUCUCCAAAUCGACUACUUAUGGGCGGACAUCAGGAUAAAAUAAUUGAUUUUAAUCUUACCAGAGGAAAGGAGACUGGAUUAGUGGAUGUAGAUGAGAAUGGUUGUGCGAUAUUGAGACAACACAGUAGACUUAUCUGCGCUGGUAAUCCUGUGGGAAGGAUAGAUCUCAGGGACCCAAAUACGUUAUCGGUAGAACAUACUUUGGACACGCAUAGUGGUUCUUUAAGUGAUUUCGAUGUUCAAGGAAACUAUCUUGUUACAUGUGGAUUCAGCAACAGUCGGCAGGGUCUUACCGUCGAUCGAUUUUUAAUGGCCUACGAUCUGAGACAAAUGAGAGCAUUAAGUCCAGUCACGACUAUGGUAUAUCCUCUUUUAUUGAAGUUCCUACCAAGUUAUUCCAGUCGUCUCGCAGUGGUAUCGCCACUAGGACAGAUGCAACUACUUGAUACAAUAUAUGCUAAUGUACAACCGUCAAUGACGUGUUUAUAUCAGGUUGCUACUGGCGGAGCGGCGAUAUUGUCAUUUGAUGUAGCUUCCACAUCUCAGUGUCUUUGCUUUGGAGACUUGGCAGGCUCUAUACAUUUAAUGUCCACUAACAACCCGGAGCCUCAAUUUAAUACAUUUUCUAGGCCUACGGAGUUCGCCGAUCCAAUUGAGACAAUACCAUCAAUUCCUUUUGACGACGAUGUUACACCGUAUAGUACUAUACCGAUGGUAUAUUCAGAUCAACCACUGCUAAGUGAUUGGCCUGAAGAAUACUUGAAAAAAAUUUAUAGGAAAACACCACCAAUAGAUCCCGAAAUCUUGCGCACAAUGAAAAUGCAGGGAACAAUUGGAUACGCGCCAAAUCCUCAGGCUUUUCGCAGAAAUCAAAUACCGUACAAUCUGGAAAAACGAUGGGGUUUAGUCGCGAAGCCUUUCGCGGGGGACUCACGGUCUAAAACAGAUGACGGCACCUUUGUAGCCAUACCUAAGCGUUAUCGUAAAAUCGAGUUGAAAUACUCACGGCUUGGUUACGAUGAUUUCGAUUUUGAUCAGUACAAUCGAACCAGUUUUUGCGGCCUGGAGGCUACACUUCCCAACAGUUAUUGCAAUGCUAUGUUGCAGUUGCUUUACUAUUGCGAACCCGUAAGGGUAGCAAUGCUCUCACAUUCGUGCCAACGAGAGUUCUGUCUUUCUUGCGAAUUGGGAUUCUUGUUUCACAUGCUGGAUACGUCACGAGGAUUUCCCUGCCAAGCUGCGAAUUUCCUUAGGGCUUUUAGGACUGUACGGGAAGCGUCAGCUUUAGGACUUAUAUUGAACGACCCAGAAUCCAAGAAAAAGAUCAAUCUGAUUGUGCUCAUACAAAGCUGGAAUAGAUUCAUUUUACAUCAAAUACAUUACGAGAUAGUGGAAACUAGGAAGCGACAGAAGGAAGAAGAGGCAGCGCGACUUAAGUCGGGUUCCAAAUACCCCCCAUUUGUUUAUAACGAACAGGACUUCCCUAGCAUUCUUGAGGAUCUCGGUUCUCGAUAUAGAAGCCACGACGACGAGAGGAAAAAAAAGAGAAAGGAGGAGGAUGGUAAAUAUAUGUGGAUCACAUCGAAAGACAAGACCACCAAAAAAUCCGCCGAGGAGAAUGAAGUGCGAGAUGACGAAUCAGAGAUCAGUCGUCUAUUUGGAUCUGAACAAAUGCACAUACAUCGCUGUCUCAAAUGUGGGCAAGAAGCUACAAAACAUUCCAUCAUGUUACUUUGUAACUUGAUUUAUCCGGAAAUAGUUAAUCCUUCUGAAGAGGUACCGUUCACAAAUGUUCUUGCCCGCAGUUUAAAACCUGAGAUAGUUACACCCGCAUGGUGUGAAAAUUGCCAUAGAUAUCCAUCUACUCUUCAGUCUCGACAAUUGACUACACUACCUCAAAUACUGGCUUUAAACUGCGGCUUAGAUACUCAACAGGAUAAGGCAUUUUGGCAAAAUCAAAUGGACAUCGUGGUGCAAAACGUGUUGACGGGGAAGGAGAGCAGUCCCAACUCCAGUCCUGUGCCCGUCACCGCGAAGCUCUGUCGUUAUGGCAAUAACUGCACGAGAACUGGAUGUCGAUUCAGGCACAUUGGCCGCGACUCAGAGACAGAAAAAUUAUUAAAUACGUCGUCCUCCACUCCAUCUACCUCGUCGACGGCGCCCGUUACAUCGCCUCCUAGUCAUUUGUAUUAUUUGCACUCCUGGAUACCUCACAACAUAGAGAUCUCCCUCAAAGAAAACGGGGAGAUGUCGGUUAAAAAAAUCAGCGAACCAAAAACCGAAUCGAAUAACGAUACAUCCGUACAGACGAGCGUGAUGGAGAACGGCCAAGAUGACAAAACGGUAAAAGUAAUUUCCAAGAAUGCCGGCGACAACGGUGAGGAAAAUGUUGAAAAUUGUAGUAUAGUGUCGAACGUGGAAGACAGCGAAGCCGUGAAAAGUACAAAUCCGGAAAUCACUUGUAAUCCUCAAACGAUACAGUACGGUCUCAGUGCUGUCGUCUGUUACAUCGACGAUAAGAAUAACGAGGAGCGAAGGAACAUUGUAGCGCUGCUAAAAGUGGGACCAAAUUAUCACAAACGAUCGGGAGGCAACGCCGUAUCGCAAUGGUACAUUUUCAACGACUUCUGUAUACAACCAGUGACACCGCAGGAAGCGGUAUGGUUUAAUCUCGAUUGGAAAGUUCCAUGUGUGCUUCAUUAUACAGCGAUACCUGCACCCGAACCGACACAAUUUGUCAGCCCUCUUACAUACGACGUAUUCGGGGAAGAUAAAUGUAUUGCUCGCAGUGGUGGAACUAAAGUCAUUACAUUUACUCCCCUGUCGUCAGACGAAAUGCCUAAGAAAGGAGAGUUGGUAGGGAUCGAUGCAGAAUUCGUUACUUUAAAUCAGGAAGAAUCUGAGCUACGGAGCGAUGGAAAGAUGUCAACUAUAAAACCGAGCCAUAUGUCGGUCGCGCGAAUCACCUGUAUACGCGGGCAAGGUCCAUUAGAAGGUAAGGCGUUUAUAGACGAUUAUAUAAGCACUCAGGAACAAGUAGUCGAUUAUCUGACAAAAUUCAGCGGGAUCCAGCCGGGUGACUUAGACGCGAACUUUAGUAGCAAACAUCUCACAACGCUGAAAUCGACGUAUCAAAAAUUGAGGUUCUUAGUGGACAACGGCAUAAUCUUCGUCGGGCACGGCCUGAAAAACGAUUUUAGGGUAAUAAAUUUGGUGGUGCCGCCGGAGCAAAUAAUAGAUACAGUUUUGUUAUUCCACUUACCUCAUCAUCGUAUGGUAUCAUUGCGCUUCUUGACCUGGCAUUUUUUGGGUAAAAACAUUCAGUCUGAAACUCACGAUUCGGCCGAGGACGCACGUGCAGCCUUAGAAUUGUAUCGCAAGUACAAAGAACUAGAAAGCUCUGGCACGUUGACAGAAGCGCUGAAGGAACUCUACGAAGUGGGCACCCAAUUACAGUGGAAAGUCCCUGAUAGCUGAUAUGAGGAUAAUAUAUAUAACGAUAUAGAUGAUGAAAUCAAUAGUGAUAAUAACGAUUAGAUGAUAUGAAUGUUCAUGUGUCCAUUAUCUGACAUCAUUGUUCAAAAGCUACUCGGCGAACGCUAUUCACAUUCGUCGAUAAAAAUGUCGAUGUUUAAUCUAAUGUUAAAGAUAGGUUCGUCAUUACAUACUCGUCAUUCACAGAGAACAGAUUUAUUCAACGCACACGUAAUAUUAUUAGACGAUGGAAUUUUUCGGGGAUCUCACAUCGCAGCAUCAUGAAAUUGAAAAAAGAAUUGCAAAAUUUAUAGACAUUAAUAUUCAUUUAGACGUUGUUUUCGCUCAUGCGUUAGAUCAUUGUUGCAUUCGUAUAUCGAAAAUACAUGGUAUACAUAUUUAAUGGUAAUACGCGAAAUUACACAUUUUUGUCACUAUCUUGUCGACCGCAUAUAGCCCGUUAAAAGGAUUAAAUGAGAAACUUGUUGAUCGUGAUUUUAAAUAGAAAUUAAGCAUAAUGCAAAAUUUGUACAUAUUGUCUGACAACAUUAUGGCGUUUUGAGGAGCAGUAACGAUCUCGCACUGCCCGAUAGAAUAUUCGCUCUAAUUUCCUAUCAUUCAUAUUGUAUCCCAAAGGUAAUUCAUAUUCCAUCUCACUCCAUCAAACAAUUGCCGAAUAUAGACGUAAAUAGUUGUAGCACAAUAGCAAUAAUCGAAUUAUGUAUUUUUAAGUACAUGAUAUCUCACUACUUUAUUUUAUAUACGUAUUUUUUUUAGUGCAACUUUUGUACGAUUUUACGAAGACGAAUUUUAUAUGCAGAUCUUUUUAUAAAAGAUUUCAUGGAUUUUAAUUUCCUCGAUCACACACAAUCGCCUUCACACAUUUGUGCAAAUACCAAUCACAUUUGCGGUCAUCUGUAACUGUUAUUCAUUGCCAUUUUUCGAAACUGAUCCAUUUGCGUGAGAAGCUCUCAAAACGCGGAAAAAAUCUAUUAACGAAAAUAUAAUAGCAAAUUUUACACACUGACAACUGUAUGCAUUAUAAAUUAUUUUUAUAUACAUUUUACCAAUGAAAGAAUAUGAAGA
This is a messenger RNA of Temnothorax curvispinosus, 5654 nucleotides long. RefSeq names its product PAN2-PAN3 deadenylation complex catalytic subunit PAN2 (gene PAN2). Gene Ontology annotation, biological process: nuclear-transcribed mRNA poly(A) tail shortening; mRNA processing. The transcript is spliced from 21 exons. Bases 591 to 4571 code for a protein of 1326 amino acids. Gene Ontology annotation, molecular function: poly(A)-specific ribonuclease activity; protein binding; nucleic acid binding. Lineage: Eukaryota; Metazoa; Arthropoda; Insecta; Hymenoptera; Formicidae. The record is from RefSeq and is a predicted model, not a curated record. Gene Ontology annotation, cellular component: PAN complex; P-body.